Molecule: messenger RNA, 475 nt
Organism: Acanthisitta chloris (rifleman)
Lineage: Eukaryota; Metazoa; Chordata; Aves; Passeriformes; Acanthisittidae
Gene: MED27
Product: mediator complex subunit 27
Exons: 4
Biological process (GO): regulation of transcription by RNA polymerase II
Cellular component (GO): mediator complex
Molecular function (GO): transcription coactivator activity
Source: RefSeq, a predicted model, not a curated record
CUGCCUCAAGGAUGGGAUGCGCAACAAGGAGACCCUGGAGGGCCGCGAGAAGGGCUUCGUGGCCGCCUUCCAGGAGAGCCUGCACUCCGUCAGCCGCGACCUGGGUGAACUGGAGCGUCUGAGCAACCUUGUUGGUAAACCCUCAGAGAACCACCCCCUGCACAACAGUGGGCUGCUGAGCCUUGAUCCUGUGCAGGACAAAACUCCUCUUUACAGCCAACUUCUGCAAGCCUACAAAUGGUCAAACAAGCUGCAGUACCAUGCCGGGCUGGCAUCUGGCCUGUUGAAUCAGCAGUCCCUGAAACGUUCGGCCAACCAGAUGGGAGUAUCUGCAAAGCGCAGACCGAAAGCUCAGCCAACAACUCUUGUCUUACCUCCUCAAUAUGUCGAUGAUGUGAUCAAUCGGAUUGAUAGGAUGUUCCCUGAAAUGUCUAUCCAGCUAUCCCGGCCAAAUGGAACCUCUGCAAUGCUUCUG